Messenger RNA from Astrephomene gubernaculifera, 1807 nucleotides. NCBI's taxonomy places the organism in Eukaryota, Viridiplantae, Chlorophyta, Chlorophyceae, Chlamydomonadales, Astrephomenaceae. The record is from the annotation of a GenBank genome assembly.
AUGGGGAGGAAGCUGCCCAAGGGGAUGUGCGGGUAUGUGGGUCUGAAGAAGAAGCCACGGCCGCCCAAAUGGAAGUGGGCGAAUAGCACGAUUAGCACCGGUAGUGGUAGUGGUGAUGGUGGUGGUAUUGUUGUGGGGAAUAGCAGCAUUGGUAGUGCUGUGUUUGCGGGUGGUAAUGUGACGGAGGGUGGUGCGGGUGCGGUGGAGGGAGGCGGGGGGAUAGCGUUGCAAUUGGCAGGGUUGGGUUUGAUGGUGAUUGAGGGAGGGCGCUGGUUCAAUGGGACGUUUUACCGUAAUGCGAGUGUGGCGGAGGAGUUGGCGGUAGCAGCCGCGAACGCUGCAGCGGCGGCGGCGGAGGCAGCGGCACUAGCAGCGGCGGCGGCGGCGGAGGCGGAAAGGGUGCGGGCGGAGAUGGCGAGUGGGCAGGUGCGGUUGGGUAUGGUGCAGGUGCAGGCGGAGGGUGCCAGCCUAGCUGAGGCGGUCAGGGGGCAAGCUCAUGCGGAUGCAGCAGGGCAAUCGGUAGCAGGGGCAGUGGAAGCAGUGGCAGCAGCAGGGGCAGUGGAAGCAGGGGCAGCAGCAGGGGCCGCAGCAGCAGCACAGGAGGCUGCUGGAGUGCGAGCAGCAGCAACAGCGGCCUCCCCGCUGCAGGUUGCCUCUGCAGCCGUUGCCUCUGCAGUCCCCCAGGUGGAGGCGUCUGCGGCCUCUACGUCGUAACCUGCGGCGGUUGCAGUCCUUGCAGCAGCCCUGGUGGCGGCGGGUGGGACAGCAACAGCAGCCCCACCUGUUGCUGUCCAGCCAACACAACAGCGGGAAAAACAACACCGCCGACGGCACCGCCUGCAGCAACGUGAUGAGUUGCGUACACGGGGGCGCCGAGGGUCUCCCUAUCUAUGAUGAUAACACAACCCAUGAUUAUUUUUAAUCCUUGUGCAGACUGUCUGCGUGCGUAUUUUGGUCGUCGUCUUGGUGCUCAGUUGCGUUGUUCGCGUGCCCCGCGGUGUGAGGUGAAGUGCUGCGUGUGUGCUGUGAUUGCUUGGUUUGUCAUGAACUGUUUGUAUGCUGUGCAUGCAAUGCGUGUUAUGAUAUGAAAUGAUGAGCGCGAGGCCGGUGGCCGGUGGUGAUGACGCCUGAAGUGGUCCCCAUCCUGGACGGACGCCAUGAAGCAGCUGGGAGGAAUAUCAAAUGCAUGUUAAAGGAGUUAAGCAUAAGAAGACCAUGUCUAUGUGUGAUUGCACCGGUAAAUACAUAUCCGUACUGCUUUCGGUGGCUGCAAAGCAAUUGUACGUCUCCUGACAAAUGGAACAUGACAGCUCUAGCGGCGGCGUUUUGGUUGGGGCAGAGGUGGUGUUGUGGGUUUGCCUGGGUGCCGUACGGUAGGUAAAGGCAGCAUGGCGUGGUGCGUACGCCUGCAUGUCAGCGUGUGUUACGAAACAUCGAAAACUGGCUGCAUGCGUGUAUGCCUGUGUGUGUUUUGCAUCAAAGAAAGGGCUUCUCCACAUGUUUCCGCAGUUGAGGAGGAGGGGGGGUGCUCGCUGCACAGCAGUACCAGGGAGGCAGCACCUUUUAGCAGGCGAGGAUGUCUUGCGGAUAACUAUUAUAAACACGCGCGGCGCUGUGAGGUGCGGUGCGCAUGAUGACCGGCGUGAGGUGGGGUUUCCCUACCAGCUACCGGUUGAGAGAGAUGUGACAUGUACAGUGGUAAAGGCUGCGCAUACGGUGCCAAGUCAUCACCUGUACAGUGGUAAAGGCUGCGCAUACGGUGCCAAGUCAUCACUCCAUAUUGUUACAUGUUUAAGACAAGGCACGC